This is a messenger RNA of Plasmodium coatneyi, 1647 nucleotides long. RefSeq lists its product as uncharacterized. The record is from RefSeq and is a predicted model, not a curated record. The transcript is spliced from 17 exons. Lineage: Eukaryota; Apicomplexa; Aconoidasida; Haemosporida; Plasmodiidae. Bases 172 to 1647 code for a protein of 491 amino acids.
AUUUAUUUUCCCCGUAUUUUUAACUCAACCUUUGGCAACUCAAAACAUAUUGCGAUAAAAGAAGAAACAAAUUAAAUAAAAAGAGGCAGAAAAAAUAGGGCAGAAAGUGAGGCAAAAACAAAAUAGAAAAAGCCACAGACGUAGCCUCCGGUGCAUCUGCCAAAGUGCAAAAUGAAAAGUCAAAAGGACGACAAACUGAGCAACCUGAAGGACCUGGUGCCCUUCUACAAGAAAGACAAUGAAAAACUGAAUGAAAAUACAGAGGACAUUGUAUAUUCAGUAAAAAAGAAAUUUAACUUUAUCAAGGAAAAAAAGGAGACUACAUUUAAUAAGUAUGAAAACACCAAGGUGAGGCUAGAAAUGGAUGGAAGCAAUAUCCCUCCAGAGAAGUCAAAUGGGAAAAACCAACGAACCGACGGAGAGGCGGUCGCAAAAAGUCUGGAUCUCCUCAAUCGAGAAUUAAAACUCAACAAGAUUUCCCUCGUGCAACAAAAAAUUGAACACGAAGAGCUCAAGACGAAGAAUGAAGAAAUAUUAAACAAAUUUGAAAACCUCAAGCAUUCAAAGUACACCUACCAAAUUAUGUUGCAACGGCUCAAGAAGGAAAAGAAAAUGCUGUACUUCUACUUAAACUCCUUGGAGAGAACAGUCACGAGCCUUAAAAAUAACGAACGGCAGCUGCACAAUGCGAUUCAAAAAAUAACUUCGGAAAAUAAAAGUUUAAAAAAAUCCAUCGAUGAGAAAAAAACGGAAAUCAUGAGGGCGAAAAAUAAAAAUGAAGAAAUCCUCAAAUAUAUGAAUGUCAACAAGGAGCACAGCAAUAUACUCAGGAUAAGGAGGGAAAUGAUCAGCGAAUACAAAAACAACAAGCUGCACAACGCAGACAUAGCGCUCAUGGUCGAGGAGAAAAAAAAAUUCAAGAAGCUCCUCAUCUACUACCUGUUACACAACAACUACUUAAAACUGAGCGCAUCCAACAUCUUCGAAAAUGCAAGCAACAUAUAUGCCACCAUAUCCAAGCUGAGGGAGGCAACCGGAGUUACAGAUAUUUAUGACAUAAACCAAAAGUUCCAAGACAUUGAGAAUAAAAAGAAUUUGCUGCAAAAGGAAGAGGAGUCAUCGCAGAAGAAGCUCGAGGACGCCAUUCAGGAAUACAUACACCUCAACAACGACAUCAUAAACACAUUUUCGGAGGACAAGAAUAUACUGAAGAAUAAAAUUUUAAAUGAAAAGGAAAAAAUAUCGGACGACAUGUAUGACAUGUAUAAGCUCGUCUUUGCAAGCGAGAAGGAACUGGAAGACAUCAACAUCAAGCUGGACAAAAUAAAAAAAUUCUUAGAGAAACAAAACAACUACUUUCACUCGAUUAACAUGGAAGAUAAAGUUGAAUUUCACUCGAAUGAAGAUAUGCUGCAAUACAUCAAAAAUUUAAAGACAGUCAUAGAGAUCCUCAUGCGAAUAACUCAGAAAAACAGAGAAAACGGAAACAUCAGCAGAUCCUACAAAUCUUUGGAGUUUUUGGAAAUUAUCAACCUGUACAAGAACGUCGACUUCCAUAAAAAUAUGUGCAGAGUUGACGACACCCUGGACCUUGAAAAUUCUAUAAAGCUCGAGUCGAAAAUUCUCGCGAAAGGGAAGCACAUGUGA